AUGCAUAGCAACAGCGACGCAUUCAACGUGAGACGUGGGCCACGUUCGUGGCGGCAGCAGCGGUCGCAGUUUCAACAGGCUCCGCGGUUGUAUUUCAGACUGCCUUUUUUUCCUGGCGGUGAGCCAGGCCCAGGCCGCAAUUGGCCUAACCCUCCGGUCCCGGGGCGAGAACUGCAGGCGUGGCCCCGGGCCGAGGGUAGGGCUAUGGCGGACAGCGGUGGAGGGGCCGGUGGGGCUAGCGCGGGGGGCGGCGGAGGGGGCGGCGCCGGCGGCUCGGGCCAGGCCUCGGCGGCCUCGGCCUCGGGCUCGGCGGGCGCCGGCGGUGGCGUCACCAACCCGGCGUCGCUGCCGCCCGGGGAUUCGCAGCUCAUCGCGCUCAUAGUGGAGCAGCUCAAGAGCCGCGGCCUGUUUGACGGCUUCCGCAGGGACUGCCUCGCCGACGUGGACACCAAGCCAGCUUACCAAAAUCUAAGACAGAAAGUAGACAACUUUGUGUCAACUCAUCUGGACAAGCAGGAGUGGAACCCAGCAAUGAACAAAAACCAGUUGAGAAAUGGGCUGAGACAGAGUGUGGUUCAGUCAGGAAUGCUGGAAGCUGGAGUAGACAGAAUAAUUUCACAGGUAGUGGAUCCAAAAUUGAACCACAUAUUCAGGCCACAGAUAGAGCGAGCAAUUCAUGAAUUCCUGGCUGCACAGAAGAAAGAAGACACUAUACCAGCUCCUCCUCCAGAGCCUGAAAGUCAGGAUCCACCUGCUCCUUCUCAGGAUUCCUCUUAAGCCUUUUUUCUUAUGCCUUUGAUGACAGCUGCUAAAAAUUCCAUGUAAUUGAGAGAGAAUAAGCUCAUUCAACUUGACAAGACUACAGCCUCAUAUGAAGAUCUUCAAAGAUUGUAGAGCCUUCAGAUUUCAUUCCUUAGUGAGAGCAUGCAGUUUGCCAGUAGAGAAACUGACAUGGGAUCUUUAUAAUCCCUAAAAAAGCUAUUGAAUUGAUAGGUGUAAGGAUUAAAUCCUUGCAGGAACUCAGGAAGUUGCAUAGAACUUCUGCCUUUUGUGUAAGUUUUGGGGAAAGGGGUGGGUAGGACAUAUUGUAGGGGCUUUUUUUACUUUGACAUGGGAGGGAUUUGAAUUGAAAUGUUCUUUUCACUUUUCUAAUAAAAUUUUUUAAACAUA
Molecule: messenger RNA, 1170 nt
Organism: Gracilinanus agilis (Agile Gracile Mouse Opossum)
Lineage: Eukaryota; Metazoa; Chordata; Mammalia; Didelphimorphia; Didelphidae
Gene: BOD1
Product: biorientation of chromosomes in cell division 1
Exons: 4
Coding region: 1-777 (258 amino acids)
Source: RefSeq, a predicted model, not a curated record